Molecule: messenger RNA, 1795 nt
Organism: Gadus macrocephalus (Pacific cod)
Lineage: Eukaryota; Metazoa; Chordata; Actinopteri; Gadiformes; Gadidae
Gene: hcls1
Product: hematopoietic cell-specific Lyn substrate 1
Exons: 15
Coding region: 193-1695 (500 amino acids)
Biological process (GO): regulation of actin filament polymerization
Cellular component (GO): actin filament; lamellipodium; focal adhesion
Molecular function (GO): actin filament binding
Source: RefSeq, a predicted model, not a curated record
UAAGGUGACGUCACCUGAAGCAGGAAGUGGGAUGAAGCCGGAAGAGGAUCCAGGAGCCACUCGUUAAUUUUCCCGAUCAGAUCUCGUUGCGUCAACAGGGACUCGUCUUGGUUUAGUUGGUUUAGUUAGUAGGGUGUAAUUAUCGCUUCAUCUCUUUGUUCGCCUGUGUGUGUUUGAAGGACGUCACAGACGAUGUGGAAGGCCGCCGCGGGACAGUCUGUCAGCGCUGCUGUGGAGGACGGAGGUGACGACUGGGAGACAGACCCUGACUUUGAGAACGACGUGACGGAGAAGGAGCAGCGAUGGGGGGCGAAGACGGUGGAGGGCUCGGGACACCAGGAGCACAUCAACAUCCACCAGCUGCGAGCCAACGUGUCCACAGAACACACGUCCAUGAAGCAGAAGGAGCAGGACGACAUGCCCAAAGCCUCUCAUGGAUACGGGGGCAAGUUCGGGGUUCAGCAGGACCGCAUGGACAAGUCUGCCGUUGGCCAUGACUACCAGAGCAAGCUGUCCACGCACUGCUCCCAAACCGACACCUCCAAGGGCUUUGGGGGCAAGUUCGGAGUGCAGGCCGACCGUGUGGACCAGUCAGCUGUCGGGUUUGAGUACGCCGGAAAGACGGAGAAGCACGCAUCUCAGAAAGACUACUCAGCGGGGUUCGGGGGUCGCUACGGGGUGCAGGCGGACCGCGUGGACCAGAGCGCUCUUGGCUUCGACUACCAGAGCAAGACGGAGAAACACGAGUCCCAGAAAGAUUACGCCAAAGGCUUCGGUGGCAAGUACGGAGUAGAGGCCGACAAGGUGGACAAGAGUGCCAUGGGCUUUGAGUACCAGGGCAAGACUGAGAAACACGAGUCACAGAAAGAUUACACCAAGGGCUUCGGGGGCAAGUUCGGCGUGCAGACGGACCGCCAGGACAAGUCAGCGUUGGGCUGGGACCACCAGGAGAAGCUGCAGCUCCACGAGUCCCAGAAAGAUUAUUCCAAAGGAUUCGGAGGGAAGUUUGGUGUCCAGCAGGACAGAAUGGAUAAGAGUGCAGGAACCUUUGAGGACAUCGACCGGCCGAGCUCUGCCUAUCAGAAGACCAAGGCCACGGAGGCUGCGGGCAGCGGCACGGGCAACAUCAAAGCUCGCUUCGAGAACAUCGCCAAGCAGAACGAGGAAGAGGACCGGAGGAGGGCGGACGAGGAGCGGGGACGGCGCCAGGCCAAGGAGAAGCUGGAGCUGGAGGAGGGCCGCAGGAAGGAGGAGCUGGAGGAGGGCCGCAGGAAGCAGGAGCUGGAGGAGGAGGCCUGCAGGAAGCAGGAGCAGGAGGAGGCGGCCCGUGUCCUGGAGCCCGCCCCCGUGCGCGUCCCUAGCCCCGCCCCUCCGGCCCAGCCCGCGUAUCAGAACGCUGCGGUGAAGGAGGAGCUGGAGGCUCCGCCCACCACGCCCGGCGGCCAACCAGAGGAGGACCUGUACCAGAACGUGGAGGCGGAGCCUGGAGACGUUGCCCCGGGCGAUGGCGGUGAGGACCAAGGGGUGACGGCCGUGGCGCUCUACGACUACCAAGCAGCCGGCGAGGACGAGAUCUCCUUCGACCCCGACGACAUCAUCACCAACAUCGAGAUGAUCGACGAGGGCUGGUGGCGCGGCGUGUGUGGGGGGGCCUACGGCCUCUUCCCCGCCAACUACGUGGAGGUCCGCCCCUGAGGAGGCCCCGCCCCCAACCCCGACCCCCCCUCACAUCCACACCACGGAGGACGGAGACGCCGACCCCCCCAACCCCCCCAGACCCCCCCUCACAUCCACA